This is a messenger RNA of Ipomoea nil (Japanese morning glory), 660 nucleotides long. RefSeq lists its product as uncharacterized. The coding region runs from base 1 to 660 and encodes 219 amino acids. The record is from RefSeq and is a predicted model, not a curated record. Lineage: Eukaryota; Viridiplantae; Streptophyta; Magnoliopsida; Solanales; Convolvulaceae. The transcript has a single exon.
AUGGUCAUUACGAAACUACUCAAAAAAUUUCUUGCGAGCAAAAUCCAUCUCAAAGAUCUUGGUUCCCUUAAAUACUUUCUUGGCAUAGAAGUGGCACGUUCCUCCAAAGUGAUCUUUCUAAAUCAACAGAAAUAUGCCCGUGAAAUCCUUUCAGACACAGGACUUUUGGAAUGCAAACCUACACCGACACCCAUUGAGUUCAACCACCAUCUCAAUCCUCACGACGGUGAUCUCCUCCCUGACCCUUCCGGUUACAGGCGCUUAAUUGGUCGUCUCCUCUAUCUUACAGUAACUCGACCGGACAUCACUUAUGUAGUCAAUCUUCUCUCACAAUUUAUAUCCAUUCCACGUGAACCACACUUGCAAGCAGCACUACGCAUUGUUCGAUAUAUCAAAAAUUCACCGGACCGUGGUAUCAUGCUUCACAAUCGUAACUCUUUGCGCCUGCAUGCUUAUUGUGAUGCUGAUUGGGCCUCAUGCCCAACCACCCGCCGAUCAACCACUGGUUAUUGUGCCUUUCUUGGAACAAGUCCAAUCUCAUGGGAAAAAAAAAAGAAAAGCAAUCUACUGUCUCAAGGUCCUCAACUGAAGCUGAAUACCGUGCAAUGGCUAAUGCUGCAAGUGAAAUCACAUGGCCUCAACUAUUACUCUCUGAAUUAG